GAAAAAACUUCAACGCAUGGUCAUGGUACUACAAUUGGCGGACCAAUUACUCAAGAAACCUCUAGACAUCAUCAAUGAUGUUUUGGUAAAAGUCGGAAGAUUUAUCUUCCCCGCCGACUUUGUAGGACUAGACAUGAAAGAAGGGCCAACCUCCAUCAUUCUCGGAAGACCAUUCUUAGCCGCCGGAGGAGCACAAAUCGAUGUCAAAGGAGGUAAAAUCAUUUUCCGUCUUGAUAAAGAAACACAUGAAUUCUCUAUGAGAGAAUGCAUUGAUGGGGAUGAAGGGGGACAAACAAAAAAUGAGGAUGCAUAUGAGGACGUACUCGAGAUCACACCGGUGGACAACAAAGAAAAGAGGCACAAUGAUCAGAUUCUACCCAAGAAAAGCACCUCAUCCACCGCCUUAAAAGAGGUUCGUUCGUCCGGCCUAUGACUUUGUAGGACUAGACAUGAAAGAAGGGCCAACCUCCAUCAUUCUCGGAAGACCAUUCUUAGCCGCCGGAGGAGCACAAAUCGAUGUCAAAGGAGGUAAAAUCAUUUUCCGUCUUGAUAAAGAAACACAUGAAUUCUCUAUGAGAGAAUGCAUUGAUGGGGAUGAAGGGGGACAAACAAAAAAUGAGGAUGCAUAUGAGGACGUACUCGAGAUCACACCGGUGGACAACAAAGAAAAGAGGCACAAUGAUCAGAUUCUACCCAAGAAAAGCACCUCAUCCACCGCCUUAAAAGAGGUUCGUUCGUCCGGCCUAUGACGUUAAACUAAGCGCUAAUUGGGAGACAAUCCAACAAAAUAAAGAAUAAAAACAGAAAAAGAAAAGAAAAGAAAAGAAAAGAAAAAAUCACCAUCUCAACUUAGGUAUCAUGCAAUUCCUACUCUGAAAGAUGUCUCAUUCCGCUAUUGAAUAUUUCAUCCUUCAUUGCAUCUUCCAAUCUACAUUGCGGAUAAUAUAAAUCAAGUGUGGGGGGGAAAUAAUAGUUGAUAAAUUUUUUCUUUGAUUUUUUUUUUCUAGGAAGGUUAUACAUUUUGAUUAGAAAGAUUUGGCUGAGAAAGAUUUCUUUUACUCACAAAGUUUGGGGUAUUUAAAUUACAUAUGCAAGUUUGGGGUGUUUAUCUCACAUCCCAUCAAACUUUGGGGUAUUUUUAUUAUUUUUCCCUUUGCACAGAGUGCAAAUUCGAAACAAAAGUUCCAUCCCAAAUACAAAUCAUUCUAUGUUGUCACUUUAUCCUCAUUUUGACAACCCAAAUAUACAAUUAUGGAGAACCAAUAAAUGAGUUAAAAAAAACGAAAGAAAAAUUAUGUUCUACUAGAAUACCCUUCUCUACAAAAUCAAGUUGAC
Cuscuta epithymum is the source of this 1335-nucleotide messenger RNA. The record is from the annotation of a GenBank genome assembly. NCBI's taxonomy places the organism in Eukaryota, Viridiplantae, Streptophyta, Magnoliopsida, Solanales, Convolvulaceae.